AUGGGGCCUGAGGGCAAGACCAAGUGCUCGUGCUGCGACCCAGAGCCAGGCCACUGGGCAGCCAGCAAUGACCCUGGGCAAGAGCAGCAUGGACAUCUCUGUCAGUGGCCCCAUGCCCUGCACCAGGACCGCGUGGAUGGGCAGAUCCUGGGCCAGCUGCGCCCCCUGACAGAGGAGGGUCAGGAGGAGGGGACAGAAGCCACCUUACCCGCAAGGCCUGCCUUCCCUGGGAUGGGCUCUGAGGAGCUGCGGCUGGCCUCCUUCUACGACUGGCCACUAGCCACUGGCAUUCAGCCCGAGCUCCUGGCCGCUGCAGGCUUCUUUCACACAGGCCAGCAGGACAAGGUGAGGUGCUUCUUCUGCUACGGGGGCCUCCAGAGCUGGGAGCACGGGGAUGACCCCUGGACUGAGCACGCCAAGUGGUUCCCCAGGUGCCAAUUCCUGCUCCAGUCCAAAGGCAGGAGCUUCGUCCACAGCGUCCAAGAAGCCUAUUCCCCUCUGCUCAGCUCCUGGGACCAAUGGGAAGAACCAGAAGAGGCAGCCCCUGCUGCAUCCUCUGCUCCUGUCCACGGAGGCCCUGUGCCACUCUCACCCAGGAGAGAGACCCAGCCUGAAGACAGCAGGGAGCCAGGAGCUGCAGACCUGCAGGAGCAGCUGAAGCGGCUGCAGGAGGAGAGGAGGUGCAAGGUGUGCCUGGACCACUCGGUGUCUGUUGUCUUCGUGCCAUGUGGCCACCUGGUCUGCACAGAGUGCGCCCCUAGCCUGCAAGUGUGCCCCAUCUGUAGGGCACCCAUCCGCAGCUGCGUGCGCACCUUCCUGUCCUAG
Molecule: messenger RNA, 825 nt
Organism: Octodon degus (degu)
Lineage: Eukaryota; Metazoa; Chordata; Mammalia; Rodentia; Octodontidae
Gene: Birc7
Product: baculoviral IAP repeat containing 7
Exons: 6
Coding region: 1-825 (274 amino acids)
Biological process (GO): regulation of cell cycle; negative regulation of apoptotic process; positive regulation of protein ubiquitination
Cellular component (GO): nucleus; cytoplasm
Molecular function (GO): ubiquitin protein ligase activity; cysteine-type endopeptidase inhibitor activity involved in apoptotic process
Source: RefSeq, a predicted model, not a curated record